UACAGACGUCAGUCUCACAUGGAGACAAAGACGUGGACAUGGACUUGAACUGACGUAAAUUCUAUUAGCGGAGUCUUGUGUUGACCUGCAGGUGGCAGUCAUGUUGUCAGUGACAGUGAGCCAUGCUGCGUCAGUGCUCUAAAACAUUCAUGCUGAGAUAUCACAGGUGAUUUUCUUUCUUGUGUUCGGUCUCCGGUGUCCGGUCACAGUGGUUGGACUUGUCUGCGAUAUGGUGCAGACAAAAUGUCAAGUUUUUUACUCAUAGGUGUCAUCAUCUAAAAAUACAAUAGAAAUCAGUUUCCUGCCUCCUGCAGCUGCAGCUGGCGUCGCCUCCUCCUCGCGUGCCCUCGUUUGUUUUCACAGCCACAUUCGUCAUCACCAGCACUUUUCCCUCCAAACAGCAUUAAUCAUGUGAUUCCAGCAGAGACGUGCGCACCCGAGGGAGUCACAGAGAAACCCUCCGUACUGUAGGUUGAGUGAACAGGCCAAGGCUCGGCGUGCUCGGCGUCCGGGAACCAUUCAACAUUUCACUGAAGAACACGACGACAGUAGCUUUAGCUCUAAUUACACGGAUGUAGCCUUUAAUCAAAGACGAAGAUGGCCGACAACGUGAGCACCAGACUGGACACGCCCACCAACGUCUCCCUGAGUGCCGGCAAUGACGUCUCUGAGUCGUCAGAGUACAAGAGCGUGUCUGUGUUUCUGGUGCUGCUGGUGUGCGGCGUGGGCAUCGUGGGGAACGUCAUGGUGGUGCUCGUGGUCCUCACCACACGUCACAUGAGGACGCCCACCAACUGCUACCUCGUCAGCCUGGCCAUCGCCGACCUGACGGUGCUGGUGGCGGCGGGGCUGCCCAACGUGGCGGACAGUCUGAGCGGCACGUGGGUGUUCGGCCACGUCGGCUGCCUGGGCAUCACCUACCUUCAGUACCUGGGCAUCAACGUGUCGUCCUGCUCCAUCACCGCCUUCACGGUGGAGAGGUACAUCGCCAUCUGUCAUCCAAUGAAGGCUCAGACCGUGUGCACCGUGUCCAGGGCCAAACGCAUCAUCGCCGGGGUUUGGAUCUUCACCUGUGUCUACUGCAUGCUCUGGUUUUUCCUGGUGGACAUUCAGGUGGGAGAGGACGGACACGUGCAGUGCGGCUACAGAGUGAAGCGGGAGCUCUACCUGCCCAUCUACCUCACUGACUUUACCGUGUUUUACGUCACGCCGCUGCUGCUCGCCAUCGUGCUGUACGGUCUGAUCGCACGAGUCCUCUACGUCAGUCCGCUGCCCAACCAUCCCGACACCAGCGCCACCACCCUGCGGAGAAGCUGCCGGGAAACCUGUGAAGUGGGUAAAGGGGGUCGUCCCAGCCGACCCAAGACAGCCAUUUCCUCCAGGAAACAGGUGACUAAGAUGUUAGCUGUGGUCGUGAUCCUCUUUGCUCUGCUGUGGAUGCCUUACCGCACCUUAGUCCUCAUCAACUCUUUCGUGUCCACGCCGUACCUGAACGCCUGGUUCCUCCUGUUCUGUCGGACGUGCAUCUACGCUAACAGCGCCAUCAACCCUGUGAUAUACAACGCAAUGUCUCAGAGGUUUCGCUCUGCAUUUCGCGGGCUUUACCGUUGCCAGCGGCCGGAAGGACUUCAGAGGACACUGUCAACAAUCCAGACGGGUUUCGGCAAAGUCAGAGAACCCCAAACCUCCCUGGCAACCGACAGCAAAGGAGAUGAUGAGGAGGCGAGGAGGAGGACGAGGAGGAGGAGCAUCCUGGAUGAUAUAAAGACAAAGCAGAAUGGAAGCAGCCACCAGGAGAGAGUCAGCGAUGGCGGCCCUUUUGAAACGUCACUGUGUGGUCGUGAGGAUGAGGAGUGGCCUUCGUCAAGUGACCCCUCAGCAAAUGUUCAACAUUCUGUAAACGACAAAGAGGACAAUGUGUAAUGUUUUUGUCAUUGUAGGACACACAGGGAUGUGAAGGUGAUCACAUGAUCAGCAGGAUCACAUGACGGCACAUUUCAUAUCAACGUGUUUUAACUGAACCGUUUCCUGUUUACAAACAAAAAGUGAAGAGGAAGAGGAAGAGGAAGGUGUUUAACCACAGCAGGAAGUUCACCGGUUUGCUUUAAAAUGUGUUUUUCAUGUAGUGUUUUACGGCUUUAUCACACAAAGACAAAGACAUGGACUGUAAAUAAGGGAGUGUCAAGUGUGAGUGUUGUAUUUCUUUUAUUAUUAGGGUGUUCACACAUGUGUUCAUUAAA
Molecule: messenger RNA, 2240 nt
Organism: Solea senegalensis (Senegalese sole)
Lineage: Eukaryota; Metazoa; Chordata; Actinopteri; Pleuronectiformes; Soleidae
Gene: trhr2
Product: thyrotropin releasing hormone receptor 2
Exons: 6
Coding region: 598-1923 (441 amino acids)
Biological process (GO): phospholipase C-activating G protein-coupled receptor signaling pathway
Cellular component (GO): membrane
Molecular function (GO): thyrotropin-releasing hormone receptor activity
Source: RefSeq, a predicted model, not a curated record